Molecule: messenger RNA, 1722 nt
Organism: Fonsecaea pedrosoi CBS 271.37
Lineage: Eukaryota; Fungi; Ascomycota; Eurotiomycetes; Chaetothyriales; Herpotrichiellaceae
Exons: 3
Coding region: 1-1722 (573 amino acids)
Biological process (GO): monosaccharide transmembrane transport
Cellular component (GO): membrane
Molecular function (GO): hexose transmembrane transporter activity
Source: RefSeq, a predicted model, not a curated record
AUGCGUGAGACGGUGGCAUCCACUCGUGCAACUUGUAAGUUUGUUGCCGCCAAAGUCAUUUCCCCAGUCAACGAACCGUCGUCGUUCCUCAUAUUCGUCCAUCCUGAUUCUUCACCAACGGAAGCCUCUAGGACCAAGAGGCAGUGGCCAAAUAACGGAUCCCCUGGAUCGGACGCCAUCACGCUGACAGAGACUCACGAAUUGAACUCAGAUAUGGGCUUCGUCUCGAAACUGAGAUCCUGGUCUCAGGAGCUCACCCCGUAUUUCGUCUACCUGCUUCUAGUCGCAACUCUAGGACCUCUACUCUUUGGUUAUCAUUUGGCCGAACUCAAUGCCCCUCAAGAGGUCAUUACUUGUGCCGCCAAAUCCAUUAGAUCUAAGGAGCGCCCAUCAGCAGCAUUGGGUGGACUACCACAAUGCAUACCCAUGAACUCAACCCAACUUGGGCUUGUGUCGUCCAUUUUCACAUUGGGUGGCCUAAUCGGUGCUCUCGCUGCCGGCCCUUUGUCCGCACGGUAUGGUCGUCUGCAUACGAUGCGUAUCAAUACCUUCUUCCUAGCGCUGGGUCCUCUCGCCGAGGCACUCGCUCCUAACAUUGGUGCUCUGUCGACGGGCCGCUUCAUUUCGGGUCUAGGAGCAGGUGUCUCCGUUGUUGUGGUACCCAUCUACAUUUCCGAGAUUGCUCCACCCAAGGAAAAGGGCUUCUUCGGUGCCUUUACGCAAAUAAUGACGAACAUGGGUAUCUUUACCACUCAGCUUCUGGGUUAUUUCCUAAGCCAUGGCCAAAUGUGGCGAGUUAUCCUCGCGAUUGCAGGCAUGAUCGGUGUGUUGCAGUUUGCAGGGCUGGUUUUCUCCGUCGAGAGUCCCAAGUGGCAGGCUGGCCAUGGAGAACCAAGACAAGCGAACAACAAUCUGCGACGUAUCCGGGGUCAGAAAGCCGACAUUGAGGAGGAAGUAGAAGGUUGGGGGUUGGCGGACGUUGACGAGGGACACGAAGAAGAACGAACACUACUUGCGAAUCCCGACCAUGAGUCGCCUCUGGACAGCAAUUUGCCUUCGAGAGGCAAUGCUCCAGAGCCAAGGGGAAUCCUCGCGGUGCUCCGAGACCCGACCAAUAAUCGCGCAAUUCUUGCGGUCGUUGUGGUUAUGCUGGCACAGCAGCUUUGUGGAAUCAACAGCAUCAUCAUGUACGGCGUGUCUCUACUCGCGGACUUACUUGCCUCCAAUUCCGCCCUGCUCAAUAUCUUUGUGAGCAUACUCAAUAUUGUGGCCACUACAGGCUUCGCCCCCCUUGCAGAUGUGCUGGGACGCAAGCCAUGCAUCCUCACCUCAAUUGCCGGUAUGGGUGUCUCAUCUGUCCUGCUUGCCAUAGGGAUCCGCAGCGCUAUUCCGAUUCUUUCCGCAGUGUCAGUGCUUCUGUUUGUGGCCAGCUUUGCUUUUGGUCUGGGCCCAAUACCUUUCAUACUCGCUUCAGAACUGGUUAGUCCAGAAGCGGUUGGCGCAACUCAAUCAUGGGCGCUGGCAGCAAAUUGGAUCUCGACAUUUGUGGUCGCUCAGUUCUUUCCAAUGGUGAAUGAGAGAUUGGGAAAGGGGGUAGUAUACUUUGUGUUUGCAGCCAUUGCGGCAAUUUCCUUUGUGUUUGUGGGCUGGUAUGUGCCAGAAACCAAAGGGAAGAAGGACGUUGACGAAGUUUGGGGAAGGCCGUCCAGGAGGCAAGAUUGA